Molecule: messenger RNA, 4482 nt
Organism: Dermacentor silvarum
Lineage: Eukaryota; Metazoa; Arthropoda; Arachnida; Ixodida; Ixodidae
Exons: 10
Coding region: 797-3808 (1003 amino acids)
Biological process (GO): regulation of transcription by RNA polymerase II
Cellular component (GO): nucleus
Molecular function (GO): RNA polymerase II cis-regulatory region sequence-specific DNA binding; DNA-binding transcription factor activity, RNA polymerase II-specific
Source: RefSeq, a predicted model, not a curated record
CUCCUUCGCCCCCGACGGUGGUUCUCUUCCUCCGGGGCUAACAUUGGGCCCCUUUCUCGCCGCUGUGGUCGACUUCUUCUUCUUCUUCAUCUUCACAGCUCGACACAGGAGCUGUGGCACCGUACGCUUCUAAAACUUUCCCUCGACUCUCAACCGUCGGGCCUAGGGCCGAAGCACCGGACCCAGAUGCGAGAGGAAAGACACCGAAGAACACGCGUAAGAUAGACGAAAUACGACAGGCCCCGAUGGGCCCGUUCGGAACACUGUCGAACGGACACCUAGUAUCGCUAGGCCUCGUGAGUGUCGACCGGAGACCACUUGCGUGGAGGGCUUCGGACGUUAAAAGUGGUGUGUUUGAAGUGACCGAAGAAGGACUGUUCUGAUUCGAUGUCGGCGAUGUCGUCGUUACAGUGCGCUCCCGACGUGGGAUCGGGAUGCUGCUGACGACGCGGAAUGUCGGAUUCGUGACGCCAAACCUUCGACGGCGACUAGUGCGCGACUCCUGGAGAGCGUCCUUGUUGUUGUGGAUGUUGUCGAUUCGUAUCUCCUCGCGAGCCUGAACCGGCGGUGUGCCCGGUGCUCCUGCCUGCUCGUUCGCUAUACUGACGUCGUCUGCUCCUUCGUGUUCUUCUUCGCUUCGCCCGAAGGAGGAGUGAGCUGUCGUUGUUGGGGUUGCGCUUGACCUGGCGGCUCGCUGCUCCAGUUUGUUUGACGGGACGCGCACGAGAGGCGGCAGCGUUCUCGAUCUCGGAGAGAGAGGAAUAAACGCCGUUGUCAACCGCCUGUCAACCUGAGGAUGUCCUCCUGCCCGGCCUCAAGUAUGGACGGCUGCAGCGGUGGACUUCCAGGUGGGGCCAGCGCUAGGGAGGCCCGUCACGUGGCUGUCGCAGGCCCGCCUCCUCCGACACCAGUAGGGACCGUCGCUGAAGGUCCGCUGGUCUCUGGAUACGGACAACAGCAGCGACAGCCUCAAGACUUAUUCCUCCGGUACCAGGCCGUGUCCAGGAUACCGCACGGCCUGGCUUCAUCGUUAGACUACCGAGUACCUCCCGUCAUUCCACUGCGCGAUGCGCCAGCAGCACUGCCAAGGCCGGCUACUCUGCCAGACCUGUCUCACCUGUCCACUGGAGCAGACGCAAGUGGUGAAGACGAGAACUUCCUUCCAUUCCAGGACCAGCCGCACAAGUGCUUUUCGGAGCGCAGCCGACCUCGAGCCCGGCUGACCCGGUCCAAGGCGGUCACCGCGAUGCACCUCGACCUGUCCCCCUCUCAGGACUGCUGCGUUCGAGACCUGUCCUCCUGCGGCGGCAACGAGCCCAUAGCCUCAUCCCAAGGUUGUUUCGUGCCGAGCCCCUGCUCUUCGUACACAUCGGGCCACUCGGCGUCUGUUCCUCACUCGGCCAGCCCCGAAGACGCCUUCGGCUGCUUCGCCGACUUCCAGGAAGAGGAAUUCUUUGCCCAAGACGCCAUAGUUGGUGACGUCAAAGACUCGGUGUUCGUAACUGAGAAGCAACCCUUCUGCGAGGACCUAAGCUCAUUGGGCCUCUUCGUUCAGCACGACCAAGUGUUCGACGCCGCCAGUCCUGCUGAGGCCCUAGGCAGGAGCGACAACAGCCUCGAGUCUCAGAGGUUCCCUCAUCCAGAAGGUGCUGCCGCGAGGGAAGACGUUGGCAGAGCCACUGGCAUCGAAGAAGAGUCCCCCGUGGCUGCACUCUUCGAGGCCGACGAACAGCUCAGGAUGGCGCCGGACAUCGGGUCCAGCUGCUCGGACCUGUCUGCCAUGACUAGUUCCUCUCCGACGUUAUCCACCUUCACCAGCAACCGCAGCUCGGCUCGCUCUUCGUUCACGAGCCGUCGGAGCAAGAGGUCGCUGUCCAUAUCUCCGACGUCCACGGACGGCAUGGACCUCAACACCAUCAUCCGCUCGUCGCCCACCUCACUCGUGGCGUACCUCAACGGCAACCGGUGUCCUUCCUCCGCCUCGUCAGCGUCAAGCCUGGCGACGGCGACCGCAGCCUUGGGAGCGUACGGGCACCUGUCGGCUAGGCCCACCAGUCCACGCUGCAACGCGCAGCACCGGAUAAGCACGCCUUACUCGCCGACCCUCCUCAAGAUGGCCGCCAAAGAAGAACCCGGCUCUCCCUUCGACAACGCCGGUCUCGUCCUGCAGGCAAUCGACGAAGUUGACCAGCUGGCCGAUUUCAGGGACUACGACUUCCUGGAGCCCGAGGACAACCUGGCCGUCAUCAAGCAGCAGGAAGCGGACAGAGUGCUACCUGCGGCGGGCGGUGUCGCCGAUGCCGCGAGAGAAGGCGCCGCUGGCCCCGCGUCGAGAGUCGUCGAGUACGGCGAGGCCGUCGUCGACUCUACUCAACCCCUUCCCAGCGUUGCGUCUCUGCUCGUGGACCUGCAGAAGCCGCCGCCGCCUUCGUACGACCAGCACAUGGCCCGAAAGCUAGCCUUCCAGAAGAUGUACUCCUCGGACAGCAGCCAGCCUUCCAACUACUCGAGCUUCGAGAGCACCGGAUCGGCGGACGCGGCCGAGCUCGCGGAGGUCGACUCGACCACGGGCGGCGAGGUCUUACAGCAGCAGCAGCAACACCAACAACAGGCGCGCUCGUACGACUGCCAGUGGAUCGAGUGCCGGGCCCUGUUCGACGAGCAGGAGAGCCUGGUGCGUCACAUCGAGUCGUGCCACAUCGAUCAGCGGGUUCGAGAUGAGUACACAUGCUUCUGGCAGGGCUGCCCGCGCCGCCACCGGCCGUUCAACGCCCGCUACAAGCUCCUCAUACACAUGCGCGUCCACUCCGGCGAGAAGCCCAAUCGGUGCACGUUCGACGGCUGCACGAAGGCCUUCUCCCGACUGGAGAACCUCAAGAUUCAUCUUCGGUCGCACACGGGCGAGCGUCCGUACUCCUGCCAGUUCCCGGGCUGCCCCAAGGCGUUCAGCAACUCCUCGGACCGGGCGAAGCACCAGCGAACCCACCAGGACACGAAGCCGUACGCUUGCCAAGUUCCUGGCUGCUGCAAGAGGUACACGGACCCCAGCUCGUUACGGAAACACUAUAAAAACCAUCUAUCCAACGAAGAUACAGCGAGAAAAAAAAUACGCAGCGAGCACGACCCUGACUCCGCGGGCAGCGGCAACACCGGCAUGGCCGACAGCUGUCUGGAUUCCUGCCUUCAGCCGGCGUAUGCGUUACGCGAUCGACCCAAGCUGGAACACGCGGACAGCGGUAUCGGCCGUUCUCCCGGCGCCAGCUCCGUCAACGAGUGCUGCUACCGACCAGGUCCAGCGUCGAGGGCGCUCCAACUGAGCCACAGCGACAACGACAUCCGCUGCCGCUCGUCACCAAACAGCCGCUACGCCCGCAGUCCGGGACUCUCGGAGGACAAGCUCCACCCUCAAGGUUACCCGAUUCCACUGUUCCGGACGAGUUCAUUCACGGAGACCUGCCUUCCCCGCAGCCCCACAACCAGCGUCCUGCUCGAAGUGCCGCGCUCGGACGUUCACUUCACGUCCAUAGGGGGCCAGCAGUGCUCGUUGGAGGUUCCCGUGCCUCUGCAGCAGCGGACAUGCUCGAUGGACCAGCCCGACGACGACAUCCAGGAGCCCCUGGCCACGCUCAACAUGUGCGACCUGCGCGCGCUGGGCCACCUGGGAGACUCUCUCAGCUCGCGAGAGGACUCGGCCGACGAGGCGCCGCCGCUGCCCCUCGACCAGCAACCGCUGCCUCCGUUCGACGCCAGCUUCUACUCGUCGUGCCUGCUCCUCGACGACUUGCCACACUUCGGAGGGGUGUCUUGAAAACAGCCAAAGUGCCACACGGCGCAACGUGCAAAAUCUCCGCGGAAAAACUUGUUCCGCACUCCGUCCAAGGAUGUCAACUCUACGCCGUUCGGCCAUGCCAACGCAAAGGGGCGAACGCGCAUGAAAAUGCUGACGUCACUACGGCGACUCUGAUUAACCCGGUGAACUGCUAUGGCGGAACUGCCUUUUGUGAUGUGCUCUGGUGAACAGCUCUGAUGGAACUUGUCAGUCCUCGCACUGCAACCCGAAGCCGUGAACUCUGUGGUCGCUUGAGAGGACUCUGAGCUUCACCAGAUCAGCUCCGUGUCGUUGUUAUUGUUCUUGUAGUUAUAAGAGACCGCGUGUGCAGUGAGGAGGCAUCGAUAGCGUUAAUUUUUUUUUGUAUACCUCGGCUCAACAUGUUCUCUACUCAGCGAUAGCAUGACUGAAACAGCUACCCUGGAGGUUAGAAACGAAGUGUCCUUCGCUAGCAUGCUGCAACACAGAUCAGCGACGAAGCCGUCUCAAGCUACCGAUACAAGCCUCUCACGUCAAUGGCCAUCAAGGAAGGCUGGUCAACACAUCCCUCUCAAUAAAAUUGAUGAUGAUAUGAAUGUAGCCACGUAGUAGAGGUCACACUUCUUGUGGCGAAGAUUUCACUAAAGUAUGUACUCUAUCUGCAUGGCAUAGGU